AUGGCACGAAAAUCUAAAAAUUGGACUGAGGCUCUCCUCGAGAAGGCGAUUGGUGACUCUAUUUAUAGUCGUCAUCUACAAAACCAGCCGAUCAAUCGAGAAGCGAUCAAGAAAAAAUAUUUGGGAAAGAGCCCGAAUCAUGCUGAUUUUAUCAGGGCAUUUGUGGACAGCUAUGCGAAUGAACUCGAUUUGUUGUCGAGAAGCAACAAUCAAAUCGAAACCUCAGGAUCAGCUCAAGUCCAAAACAUACCACUGUCCGCUCCCACUCUUUCACAGCGGUCCCGUCUCCAAGGUACAGGUCAACAGUCUCAGAGCCACCUCGAUGCAGGCCUCGAUAACUAUGAGGCGGCGAACUCGGUCAUCGACAAUGAUAUUGGCCGCAUAGUCAAUAUCCGUCUACAAGAAUUCAAGGACCACCUUGCCGGCGAUCUCCAUGCGAGGGAAACGGGGGCCUCUCCGUCCUUCCCCUCCCUAGAGGCACAGUGUCAAUUCCUGAGCUCCAGUGAAGAACAAAGGGAAGAAGCAAUGGAUGCUAUACUUAAUGAGCAUGCCAUCCUGGUAUCUCCCUUGUUAGAAAAGUUCGGAUAUUUUCUCCCUUCUCAAUGUAUGCUGCUCGGAAACAUUGUCAGAGGGAAUGAAUCCCCAGAUUGCAGAAUAAUGUUGAAUGCGAAUAUUCCAUUCUCUGCCUUUAUCUGCGGCGUGCAAGGGAGUGGCAAGUCGCACACCACUGCUUGCAUGAUCGAAAAUUGCUCUAUGAGGCUGCCAGCAUUGGGAACCCUAAACCAGUCUAUAUCGACUCUUGUGCUGCAGUUUGACGAGUAUACAUCAAUAACGAGCUCGCAGCCCAGCGAAGCCGCCUUCCUAGCUAGUGUUCUACCGCAAUAUGCUCAUGCACCGCCGGUCCCACUGCGCGUCCUAGUCUCUCCCACAAACAUUUCUAAUCUCAGGGGCAUGUACUCCCAGAUUCCCAAUAUCGAGAUUCGACCGUUCAAACUUCAACCUAAGCACCUCAACAUAAGCAUGAUGCUUUCGCUUAUGUCUGUUUCUCAAUCUGGCAGUCUCCCCCUCUACAUGGCACAGGUUACUCGGAUCCUUCGGGAAAUGGCGAUGGAGAGCGGCGGCUACUUCGAUUAUUCUGACUUCCGGGGCCGUCUGAACGCACUCAAACUUGACCGUUCUCAGACUCCUUUUCUAUAUCAAAGAUUAGACCUGCUUGACUCUUAUCUCGACCUUGCUGGCACGGACACAAGUGACUACUUUAUUGACGGCGGUGUCACUAUCCUGGACUUGUCGUGCCCUUUCGUCGACCAAAGCACUGCUUGCAUUCUAUUCCGUAUCGCCAUCGACUUGUUCCUCUACGCUCACCCUUCCCGAGGGAAGAUGAUCGUGGCCGAUGAGGCCCAUAAGUAUAUGGCCGACACCCUCGCUGCAAAGGCGCUUACCGAGACUUUCCUUACCAUUAUCCGCCAGCAGCGACACUUGGGUGUGCGUAUAAUUAUUUCCACUCAAGAGCCGACGAUCUCGCCCCAGCUGAUCGACCUCUGCUCGUUGACCGUAAUCCACCGAUUUACGAGCCCUCAAUGGUACAAGACGAUCGAAAAGCAUGUUCCGAUGGGUGGUGAAAUAGCUCCACAUCAGGCCGACAGUGCUAAAAAAGGUCUCUCUCGAAUUGCCAGGCUCCGAACUGGCGAGGCGAUUGUGUUCGCUCCAUCAGCGCAUCUCGUUGGAGAGGACGGCAAUAUCAUGAAUUUCCAAAAUGAACCCUUCAAGGUUAUGAUUAGGAAAAGGAUUACAUGGGAUAGUGGACGGAGCAUUGUUUGCAUUCGCUAG
Molecule: messenger RNA, 1830 nt
Organism: Penicillium roqueforti
Lineage: Eukaryota; Fungi; Ascomycota; Eurotiomycetes; Eurotiales; Aspergillaceae
Exons: 6
Coding region: 1-1830 (609 amino acids)
Source: RefSeq, a predicted model, not a curated record